Molecule: messenger RNA, 476 nt
Organism: Meloidogyne enterolobii
Lineage: Eukaryota; Metazoa; Nematoda; Chromadorea; Rhabditida; Meloidogynidae
Source: the annotation of a GenBank genome assembly
UGACAACUUUGGUAAUUUAUAUAAACUCAGGUUUUUUCUUUUUUAAAUUAUUUAUGGGUAUAUUAAAGCCUUUUUAUUUAUACGAGGGAUGUACCGGGUUAUCCGAAACUCAGAAACCAGAUUUUUUUGGAACACGGAAGCCGAAACCCCAAGAAUCGGGAAAUCCGGGAACCCGAUUUUUGAAACUGAAUUCUCCGCUCCUAAGAAAUUUUUGAAUCCGAAAGCAGACCUGACUUUUCUCUCAACCCGUGAUAUCCCUGCUUUAUGCCCCGGUGUAUUAGGAAAAUUAACGGAGGCCGAAACCCGGGGUACCGGUUAAUAACCGGUAGUGCACAUCCCUGGUUUAUUUACUAUAUUUUUUAUUCUCUCCCAUUCACCCAAAAACAAAAAGAAACCGCAACAACCCCUCCAAAAACAUUUUAUAUUAAAUAAUAACUGCUCUUAAUUCCGGAAAGUCUCUCUCUCAUUUUUUUAUU